This is a messenger RNA of Candida dubliniensis CD36, 396 nucleotides long. RefSeq lists its product as uncharacterized. The record is from RefSeq and is a predicted model, not a curated record. NCBI's taxonomy places the organism in Eukaryota, Fungi, Ascomycota, Pichiomycetes, Serinales, Debaryomycetaceae. The transcript has a single exon. The coding region runs from base 1 to 396 and encodes 131 amino acids.
AUGAUGACCUCUAGAAAACGUACAUUUGAAGAAUUCUCAACAUCCCAUUCUUUUUCAUUUUCUGAAGAUACAUCCACAACAAAAACCAAUAUAUUCAAUUGUUUACCUCCAUCGUCUCCACCACCAGCUGAAACCACCAAUAGUAACUAUAACGUCUUCCCCACAUCCAUCAAUAAUAGGUCAGAUGGUGAAAAACGGUUUCAGAAACAUAAAAUACAUAGUGAAGUACACACACAUACUAUAGAAAUAAUGAUGAAUGCUCAAUUGCAACUACAACGACAAGAGAAAUUGCAAUGUCAACAACCACCACCACCACAACAACAACAAGAAGAAGUGAAACUGGAUAGUGAAGGUAGUAAUGAAGAAUCAACUUAUUAUCAACGUCCAUACUGGUAA